Messenger RNA from Glarea lozoyensis ATCC 20868, 561 nucleotides. RefSeq lists its product as uncharacterized. Bases 1 to 561 code for a protein of 186 amino acids. Lineage: Eukaryota; Fungi; Ascomycota; Leotiomycetes; Helotiales; Helotiaceae. The record is from RefSeq and is a predicted model, not a curated record. The transcript is spliced from 3 exons.
AUGAGUAGGGAUAACGAAGAGACCCUUGGUGUCGCACCAACACCCCACGUACCAUGUCAAUCUUCCGAGAUUGACCCAACGCAACGAGUCAAUAGUCGUGAUAUUGACCAAAUGGCCCAAAUGCUCAGUAGGGAAAAUCGACGACUACCAGAUGGGCUUUACAAGUUCAACAAGGACAAAAAUGGCAACCUGAUUUCCAUUGUCGAUGUUUCUGAGGAAACCAUGGUCGAUAUGAAGAAGGCAAACAUGCAGAUGAAUGUCAUGGAGAAGAAUGAUUUGACAACUAAUAUCAAUAAGAAGAAGAAAGUUGUGCCAUCCAAAAAUAGCCUGAAGAAGCGAUUUUGGAAGUGGUACUACACUAAAUACGAGAAAAGUGGUAUAACUAACGGAGCGGAUGCCAUAUGUCUUGCAUCUCUUCUCUUGGUCCUCGUUAUAUCCUUCGUGGCAUUCGUAGUCGCAUGGAUCUACGUUGACAAAGCUGAGGACGCUAUGAGGCAAUGCAUUCAAGAUUCGGGUGACGGCGAUCCAAAUGGAAGGUGUCCAGGCCAGCACCAUUCGUGA